Molecule: messenger RNA, 1063 nt
Organism: Hippocampus comes (tiger tail seahorse)
Lineage: Eukaryota; Metazoa; Chordata; Actinopteri; Syngnathiformes; Syngnathidae
Exons: 6
Coding region: 161-1000 (279 amino acids)
Cellular component (GO): perinuclear region of cytoplasm
Molecular function (GO): calcium ion binding; calcium-dependent protein binding
Source: RefSeq, a predicted model, not a curated record
UGUGUGUGUGUGUGUGUGUGUGAGUGUGUGUCAUUAUAAGAAGUCCAUAAUAAGAUGAUGCAUCUUGCUUGAGUCUGUCACACGCCUCUGGGGAGUCACACAAGAUUGCAUCUUGUCUGCUGAACAUACUGAAGAAGACUUUUCACAAACCUCAGUAGCCAUGGGCCGCCUGGAUGAAAUCGUUGUAACGUUGUCAGACCUCUUUGAUGAAUACAACAAUGACGACGACAAGAAAAAGCGUUUGGACAAGGACGAGAUUGGAGCCUUGCUUGAGAAUGAAGUCAACAUCGACAACUUUCAAGGGAAACUCACGAUGGAGAUUAUCACAAAGAUGUUGAAGCAGAUGGACAAGAACAAAGAUGACGAGCUCAAACUCAAAGAAUUCGGGAACGCUGUUACUCAGCUGGCAAUUUUGUACUAUCACAGGAAUAAGCCAGGGGGAGAGGUUUCAUCAGGCUAUUGUGUUGACUGUAUAAGAGGAUUCCACCUCAUUCGCACACUAGCCUCGCUGGAGAAGCAGACAAGAUCAACCUUACCAGAAACAGUUUUUUUCCCUCCCAAAGCAGCCAUGUUCAAACUGGAAGAGUGCAUUCAAAAAUUUGUGGAUCUGUUUGAAGAGUACGCCAGUGAGGAUAACGAUUGUUUGAGCAGGGAUGAGUUUAAAGCGCUGGUAAUCGAUGAAAUCAGUUCCCCUGACUAUAAAGGAAAACUCGAGAAAUGCGAUAUCGACGAGGUCUUUGACGAGCUGGAUAAGAACGAUGACGACCAGCUCAGCUUCCAGGAGUACAUCAUGUGCAUGGUCAAAAUGACGAAAUGUCAACGCAAAAAGGCUGGAGGGAGGGGUCGCCGUAGAGGAAAAUGGGGCGGCGGUAAGGGUUGCAGGGGCAAAGGUGGUAAAGGAAGGGGCAGUGACGAUGAUGAUGAAGACUGUGGUAAGGGUGGCAAGGGUGGCAGGCGUAGCAGAGGCGGCAAGGGCGGCAGGGACAGUGAUGAUGAAUGAAAUGCUAAUAAUGGUCUGUCAUUUAUUUGUGCUGUUUCUGUGUUUGCUUUUAUCAAUGAAAGU